AUGAGGAAUAAAAAUAAUUUAUAUCUUAAUUAGCAUCAAUAUAUGAUUUAUAUGCUUGAAUACAAUUAAUUAGACUAAUUUGCUAUGAGGUGUCCAUCAUUUACCAUUUUAAACAGAUGCUGGAUAAAGGGCUAUAGUGAGAUUCACUCAAGCCAAUACUACAAAUUGAUUAUUUAUAAUAUGAAAAUUUACAUAAUUUUGUUAAAAUAGUACCAUGGUCAAUGA
Paramecium pentaurelia is the source of this 225-nucleotide messenger RNA. The record is from the annotation of a GenBank genome assembly. Lineage: Eukaryota; Ciliophora; Oligohymenophorea; Peniculida; Parameciidae.